Adineta steineri is the source of this 570-nucleotide messenger RNA. NCBI's taxonomy places the organism in Eukaryota, Metazoa, Rotifera, Eurotatoria, Adinetida, Adinetidae. The record is from the annotation of a GenBank genome assembly.
AUGACAGUCUUUCAAUCUCGACCUACGCGAUAUCUUAUUCAGGAAAAACAUUUAUCAUUAGAUAAUAGAUUUACUAUUACGGAUGAUGCAGGAAAUAUUCAUUAUAAAGUUCAUUCAUUAUUUUUUGCAAUGGGCGAUAAACUAAUUAUUUCGGAUGCAAAUGGAAAUGAAUUAAUGAAAAUUCGACAAGAUAGUUUACAUUUUCAUUUAACAUAUAAAUUAAUUUCUACUCAUUCGGGUGCUACUGCACGUCAAAUCGCAUCAAUAAAACGAACUGGUCCAUUGUGGCAACAUAAAUUAGAGAUUGAUUCAUCCAAUGGUAAAUAUAUACUACAGAAACAAGGUGGUGUGUCUUCUGAUGAUUUUACUUUAACAAAAGACGAUGUUACUAUAGCUGUUGUAGCAAGAGAUGCAUCACCUAUGAAAAAUUUAUAUUGGGUUGAUAUUAUAGAUAGUAAAGAACAAGAUCAUACUUUUAUAUUGGCUAUAGUAAUCGUUCUUUCAUGUGCUCAACGUUUGCCGGUGAAUCCUAUAUCAAAACCUCAAGUUAAUGCACCUAAAACUGACUAA